Medicago truncatula (barrel medic) is the source of this 2058-nucleotide messenger RNA. RefSeq lists its product as uncharacterized. The coding region runs from base 368 to 1639 and encodes 423 amino acids. Gene Ontology annotation, molecular function: zinc ion binding. The transcript is spliced from 8 exons. The record is from RefSeq and is a predicted model, not a curated record. NCBI's taxonomy places the organism in Eukaryota, Viridiplantae, Streptophyta, Magnoliopsida, Fabales, Fabaceae.
UUUUGGUGGGUUUGUAGUAUAAACUAAUUGGUAUUUGAUUUUAAUGCUUUUUGUUAAUGUUUGAUCUAUUUGAUGUAAAGGGUUUUCUAUAUUUAGCAUAGUAAGUGCUUACUUAAGAAGAUUUUUUAAUUUUUCUGAAUUUUGUUUGUUUCUAUUUUUAGAAUGUUGAUGUGAAUCUAAUUAUGGAGUGUGAGAGUGAGGAUGAAUUUAGACACGUGUGAUGUUUCAAUUUCAAUGCCUGAAUGGCUAACUUGCUUGUGAGCAUUUCAUGGUCAUGCAUGUCCUGCAAAUUACAACAUGGUUUUGUAGAUCUGUUGUUGGCAGUGGCAGUGAAAGUUACAAUUAGGAAAAAGAAGGGGGAAAAAUCAUGCAUGCGGUUGUUUUAUUAUGCAGUGAUGAUUUUAAUCUUGAAUUGAUGACUGAGACCGGGCUAAACAAAGAAAUAUCAGACAGUGGAGCUAACGGGAGGCGCCCAGAUAUUUCACUUCAAGUUCCACCUAGACCUUUAGGGUUUGGCAGCACUGCUGGUGGAAAGGUUCUGGACCACUCCCAAAGUUUCUCUAAAGGGUGGUCAUCACCAAAAGGCUUUUUGCGGGUUUUGAGCUUCAAAAGAAAAGUGAAUGUAGCAGCAGAUGGUGAAAGAAGCAGCCUUCUUAAUUCAGACCCUAAGACAGCUGCAGAGAGUACUAGUAUGACCUCCAUAUCUGAAAUUCCAUGGUCAAGAUGUAAUUCUCUUCCAGUUUCCCAUGCACCAAAUCUAUCCCCUUCAGUUGCUGCCACCCCCGUGUCUGCAAGGACAUAUAAUGAACAACAGAUUAAGCCACAUAAAGAUGUUAAAUCUAAGGUUUCGAGGUCCCUUUCGAUACCUGGACGAAAUGUUGUUAUUGUAAGAUCUGUCUCUUUUAAUACCCGCAGUGAACAGGACAAAGAAGAUACAAAUGACGAUCAAAUAACUCCUGCGCCAGUAGAAGUUACUGAAGAUGAAGAAAUUCCUGAAGAGGCAGCGGUGUGCAGGAUAUGUCUUGAUGAGUGCGAUGAAGGAAAUACCUUUAAAAUGGAAUGCUAUUGUAAAGGUGACCUGAGAUUGGUGCAUGAAGAAUGUUUAAUCAAAUGGCUCAACACAAAAGGAACCAACAAAUGUGAAAUAUGCGGGAAAGUGGUUCAGAAUUUACCAGUAACCUUGCUCCGUGUAUCCAGCUCUGUUCAACGAAGAAACAGACCGCUUCAGGAUCACCAGAACUUUAAUUCAGAGACAAUAAGUGCCUGGCAAGAUUUUGUGGUGCUUGUCCUGAUAAGCACAAUAUGCUAUUUUUUCUUCCUUGAACAGCUACUGCUUCCUGAUUUGAAGACUCAAGCUAUCAUUAUGUCAGCACCAUUUUCCUUUACCUUGGGCCUCCUGGGGUCUGUUUUUGCUAUCGUCCUUGCUAUCAAAGAGUAUAUAUGGACAUAUGCCGCUCUUGAGUUUGCACUUGUGGCUAUAACUGUACAUCUGUUUUAUACUAUGUUGCAUUUGGCGCCAAUUUAUUCAAUACUACUUUCAACAGUUUUUGGUUUUGGAAUUGCUAUGGGAAUCAACUAUAUAUAUAUCCAGUAUGUUAAUUGGAGACUUCAGGUCUCUAUUAACGAGAACCCAGCAUGAAUCUCCUCUGAAAGAAAACAUCUUCAUGGAUUUUCUUUGUACCUACCGGCAUCUUUGCCUUCUAUCAUAGUGUCUAUUGUCUAAUACAAACCUUGAGUUUGUCGAUCUACUAGUUAUAGCCAUGUGCAAUGCACAAGUGGCAUUCGACGAUUAUGAGCUUAGUGUAAGAUAGUGUCAAAAUUAAUGUGUAGAAAUAGGAAUGUGAAGACAUAAGUAGUUGUAGUAAGCACGAGAUACAAAUGUAUAUUUGAAUCUAAGAAUGGCAGCAGCAAAAUGAUUAUCAUGCAGAAAUGCAUUCAUAAAUGAGUAGUGAAGUUAUCGCACACACAACCUCAUCCGCCAAGUCCAAUCAAGAAGACAUUGUAGCCGAUAUGGUUCGUAAAGACAUCAACCAACUUCAUAAAAUAAAUUCUGUUGUA